UGUUGUUUCUCAGAUUUUUGCCAACAAAAAAAAUAAAAAUUUAAAAAACACAUUUUUUUUUUUUGGGGAUUUCCAGGAAGACCAGGAAAAAACUGGUUCUUUCUGGGAUCAAAGGGAUUUCAUUUUUUUUUUUUUAAAUUCAUGUUGAUUAUCAAUUUUAUUAUUUUUUUUCCUAUUGAUGUCCUAUAUUGAAAUUUUCAUUAUUAAAUUUGGACAAAUAAAUCCCUGAGAACAUUAACCCCAGAAAAACCAAUAUUGUGGUGUAAAAAAAAUAUUAGAGAGGUAUGGCAUUGAGUAACAAAAUGAAAAUGAAGAUGAAUUGUUUUACAUGUUGUGUUUCAAAGGAGGAAAAAAUAAAUAAAAAAACUUUGAAAAAAAGUAAUCAAGAAUACAAAAACAAUAAAAAUCACAAGUCUCAACCUUCCUAUGACAAUCUUUCAUUUAGAACAGAUAGCAACAGAAGGAGGUAUAUAGCAGAAGAAAUAGCAAAACUCGGAAAAGGCAGCAUUUCCGCUGAGAUAUUCUCGUACCUGGAGUUGAAGAUUGCCACUCAAAACUUUAACAACGAUCGUUUGCUUGGUGAAGGUGGCUUUGGAAGAGUGUACAAGGGCAACAUUGAAAGCAAGAAUCUAGAUGUCGCGGUGAAGCAACUCGACAGGAAUGGCUUCCAAGGAACUAGAGAGUUUCUUGUGGAGGUUCUCAUAUUGAGUCUUCUUCAUCAUCCAAAUCUUGUCAAUUUGGUAGGAUAUUGUUCAGAUGGUGAUCAGAGAAUAUUAGUGUAUGAAUACUUGCCAAACGGUUCACUAGAAGAUCAUCUUCUCGGUAACGUAUUACUACAUCACCACUUCUUACUUUUCGUCACAAAAUCUUGAAAUAUGUGUCGGUCAAGUCGUUGACAUCUA
Messenger RNA from Capsicum annuum, 902 nucleotides. RefSeq names its product probable serine/threonine-protein kinase PBL23. Gene Ontology annotation, biological process: protein phosphorylation. The record is from RefSeq and is a predicted model, not a curated record. Gene Ontology annotation, molecular function: ATP binding; protein tyrosine kinase activity. The transcript is spliced from 3 exons. NCBI's taxonomy places the organism in Eukaryota, Viridiplantae, Streptophyta, Magnoliopsida, Solanales, Solanaceae. The coding region runs from base 285 to 872 and encodes 195 amino acids.